Messenger RNA from Colossoma macropomum (tambaqui), 1479 nucleotides. It is a transcript of the gene hpdb, whose product is annotated as 4-hydroxyphenylpyruvate dioxygenase b. The coding region runs from base 96 to 1277 and encodes 393 amino acids. Gene Ontology annotation, biological process: L-tyrosine catabolic process. Gene Ontology annotation, cellular component: endoplasmic reticulum membrane; Golgi membrane. The transcript has 14 exons. Gene Ontology annotation, molecular function: 4-hydroxyphenylpyruvate dioxygenase activity. Lineage: Eukaryota; Metazoa; Chordata; Actinopteri; Characiformes; Serrasalmidae. The record is from RefSeq and is a predicted model, not a curated record.
CGGUGGGUGGGGAGACACCCCCUAGCUGUUCCUGCUCUUUAAAUUCUGGACCAGACCAACAUUCUGCCUCAAAAAAGCAGCCGCAAGACAUCAACAUGACAACUUACACAGACAAAGGUGAAAAGCACGAGCAGGGCAGGUUCAUAUGCUUUGACCAUAUCACUUUCUGGGUGGGGAAUGCCAAACAGGCAGCUUCAUAUUACUGUAAUAAACUGGGUUUCGAGCCGCUGGCGUACCGCGGACUGGAAACAGGCAGCCGCGAUGUGGUCUCCCAUGCGGUCAAGCAGGGAAAGAUUAUUUAUGUCUUUUCCUCUGCCCUGAAUCCUGGUAACAAAGAGAUGGGGGAACACCUGGUGAAACAUGGAGAUGGGGUCAAAGAUGUUGCCUUCACUGUACAGGACUGUGAUUUCCUGGUGCAGAAAGCCAGGGAACGAGGUGCUGUCAUCGUCAAGGAACCUCGUGUCCUAGAGGACAAGUUUGGCAAGGUGAAACUGGCGGUGCUGCAGACAUAUGGGGACACUACCCACACGCUGGUGGAGAGGGAGGGCUAUACUGGACUUUUUCUACCUGGGUUCCACACUCCUCUGUUUCGUGAUCCUCUUUUGGAUCAGCUGCCGAAUAGCAAGCUGGAGUUCAUCGACCAUGUGGUGGGAAACCAGCCGGAUGAUGAGAUGGUGCCAGUGGUGGAAUGGUACCGGAGGAACAUGCUGUUCCACAGGUUCUGGUCUGUGGAUGAUAAGCAGCUGCAGACUGAAUUCAGCGCUUUGCGCUCCAUAGUGGUGGCCAACUAUGAGGAGACAGUGAAGAUGCCCAUUAAUGAGCCAGCCAUGGGAAAACGCAAAUCCCAGAUCCAGGAGUAUGUGGAGUACUAUGGUGGUGCAGGGGUCCAGCACAUUGCCAUGAACACCCCCAACAUCAUAGAAUCUAUCCGAAAUCUGAAGCAGCGUGGCAUGGAGUUCAUGACUGUACCUGAUACCUACUAUCAGCAGCUCCGGGAGAAACUGAAGCAUUCAAAGGUCAAAAUCUCUGAGGACCUCAAUAUCCUGGAGGAGCUGAAGAUUUUGGUGGAUUAUGAUGAUAACGGCUACCUCCUCCAAAUCUUCACCAAACCUAUCCAGGACAGGCCCACCGUGUUCCUGGAAGUUAUUCAGAGACACAACCACCAGGGAUUUGGUGCGGGGAAUUUCAAGUCCUUGUUUGAGGCGAUUGAGGCGGAUCAGGACGCCAGAGGGAACCUUACUCUCCUGACUCCUAAUGGAACCACUGAGGAAAUCUGAAUCACAGUUUACAUUUAGAAAAAAGAAGGGAAAAUCAAUCCACUAUUUCUUUUUUUUUUUUGCAGAUCUAAACAGUUGAGUUUUACAGAUGUUAACCAGUUUAUUCCAGUACUCUGCAUUGUGUCCAUGUUUCUGUUGUGUUGACUGUCACGUGGUGCAUCUUUUCAGAAAGUAAUGACCAUAAAUCUGUCUCAGACUCAAA